Messenger RNA from Penicillium lagena, 546 nucleotides. RefSeq names its product cytochrome c oxidase assembly factor 1 family protein. Bases 1 to 546 code for a protein of 181 amino acids. Gene Ontology annotation, cellular component: mitochondrial inner membrane. The record is from RefSeq and is a predicted model, not a curated record. NCBI's taxonomy places the organism in Eukaryota, Fungi, Ascomycota, Eurotiomycetes, Eurotiales, Aspergillaceae. Gene Ontology annotation, biological process: mitochondrial respiratory chain complex IV assembly. The transcript has 2 exons.
AUGCUCAUCUCGCGCACACUCGCUCGACGAGCAGCAGGCCUCGCGCCUCGCCGCCAAACUCUCCCCCAACUCCGCAGAAUCACGCCUGCACCAGGCCCAAACACAGGGCCUAUCAUGGAACGGCGCGCAGACCGCGAGCUGCCAACAAUCACUCCUCGGCGAUGGGCAAGGACACUGCCGAUUUUUGUGGUGGUGGUGGGCGCAGCGAUGCUAGGCAUCUUCAACUACCAAAAGUCCUCGAGCAGCGUGGUGAGCAGCACGCUGUAUGCGCUGCGGACAUCACCACAGGCACGCGAGGUCCUGGGGGAUGAGAUUUACUUUGCCCAACAGAUUCCCUGGAUCAGCGGCGAGAUGAACCAGUUGCAUGGUCGGAUCAAUAUCUCAUUCUGGGUCAAAGGCACCAAGGGGCAGGGCAAGAUGCGGUUUCGCAGUAUUCGACCGGACCGGAUGAGUUUUUUCCGCACGGAGGAAUGGAGUCUCGAGACCGAGGACGGCACGGUGGUGCAGCUGCUCGAGAAAGACAAUGAUCCUUUCCGACAGGACUAG